Messenger RNA from Medioppia subpectinata, 465 nucleotides. NCBI's taxonomy places the organism in Eukaryota, Metazoa, Arthropoda, Arachnida, Sarcoptiformes, Oppiidae. The record is from the annotation of a GenBank genome assembly.
UGCGCACAACAGAGCAGCCAAUCGCAGCGCACAGCACACGAAGCCAAGCGCUACGCCAGCGCUGAUUGGCUGUCGCCGCCCGUAUUGGCUGUGCAUUCGCUGCCCAUUGGAUGCCAACACUGUUUGUCAACACAGACUGUCUGUGUGUUUGUCAUAGCGUUUAGUGUUUGCGAACCACUCUGUCAGCCAAUGGGAGCGGAAGCGAGUCUUUUCAAGAAGUUGGCCAUCGAUUCGGAGGUGGAGUACAAAUGCAAAGACUAUUCACUUCUGAACGCAAAACACGAUUCCAACAAAUUCUCGGUCUUUCUCUUCAAUGACAACAACUUCUCGUUUGAUAUUGCGAACUGGAAGACGAUUCGCCACCCGUUUAUCGUCAAGUACUACGACUGCGGCCUCUUUCGGGGCCGUAAGUGUGUGGUCACCGAAUGGGUCACUCCUAUCACACCACUGGUCGACCGCAUGAAC